Messenger RNA from Procambarus clarkii (red swamp crayfish), 2942 nucleotides. RefSeq names its product elongator complex protein 3 (gene Elp3). Gene Ontology annotation, molecular function: iron-sulfur cluster binding; acyltransferase activity, transferring groups other than amino-acyl groups. Gene Ontology annotation, cellular component: cytoplasm; nucleus; elongator holoenzyme complex. The record is from RefSeq and is a predicted model, not a curated record. NCBI's taxonomy places the organism in Eukaryota, Metazoa, Arthropoda, Malacostraca, Decapoda, Cambaridae. Gene Ontology annotation, biological process: tRNA wobble base 5-methoxycarbonylmethyl-2-thiouridinylation.
GAGUUAUAGACUGGUCAGCGGGGAGGAAUGUGAGAGGUGUGGAGUGGCGGUGUGGUGCAGAGCUCUGCUGCUCCUCUCUAGAUAACACUAAGCCAAGCUCACAGUUCACCGCCUCGAUACCACCAAAUUGUUUAAUAUUUUGUGUGACAGAAGCCUCACAAGACCUGCAGGCAGCCUCAAAGAAGCCUUUUCUUGGCACUGCAUCAGAAGGGCUGAAGUAGCCCCUAAACGUGAAUGCCAGCUGUUGAAACACUUAGUAUUAAGAAGAGGAAAGAAACUGAAAGAAAUUAAGGUGACGAAAGAAAGAUAUUAAAGUACUACUAUACAAGAAUUCUUCACCCAGUACUCUCUUAACUCUACAAAUCAGUUCGUUAAUUUGGCAACACUUAAGAGUUGACACCAAUUGACAACACUUGAGCCUAAAGGUGACCGUCACCAGUGACGCCGCAACACUACACAAAUAAUCGUGACUUAAUCUGCAAGACAUUAAUUAUGGGUCAGAACAGAAAGAAAGGACCAGCACUAUCCAAAGAGGAGCUGCGUAUGCUCACUGUGGGAGAGAUUGUGCAAGAGUUAAUAAAAGCACAAAAGGAGCAACGCGAUAUUAACCUCAACAAGCUGAAGACCCGUAUAUCAUCAAAAUAUGGGCUUCAGUCUUCACCAAGACUUGUGGACAUUAUAGCUGCAGUACCACAACAUCAUAAAAAAGUUCUUCUCCCUAAACUUCGUGCAAAGCCUGUUCGCACUGCUUCUGGGAUUGCAGUUGUAGCAGUGAUGUGCAAGCCCCAUCGGUGCCCCCACAUCAAUAUGACUGGCAACAUCUGUGUCUACUGCCCUGGUGGUCCAGAUUCUGACUUUGAAUACUCAACACAGAGCUAUACGGGUUAUGAACCUACAUCGAUGAGAGCUAUAAGGGCACGAUACAACCCAUACCUACAGACCAGACACAGAGUGGAACAGCUGCAGCAGUUAGGUCACAAUGUUGACAAAGUGGAGUUCAUUGUAAUGGGUGGAACGUUCAUGGCUCUCCCAGAGGACUACAGAGAUUAUUUCAUCAGAAACCUACAUGAUGCCCUCUCUGGGCACUCCUCCACAAAUAUUGCUGAAGCUGUCAAGUACUCGGAACACAGCAACACUAAAUGCAUAGGCAUUACAAUUGAAACCCGUCCUGACUAUUGCUUGAAACGUCAUCUCUCUGAUAUGUUAAAGUAUGGUUGCACAAGACUAGAAAUUGGUGUCCAGUCUGUGUAUGAAGAUGUUGCCAGGGAUACAAAUAGAGGCCACACUGUGAGGGCAGUGAGUGAGAGUUUCCAUUAUUCAAAAGAUGCUGGAUUUAAAGUGGUCUCUCACAUGAUGCCUGACUUGCCAAAUGUUGACUAUGAAAGAGAUGUGGAGCAGUUUAUUGAAUUUUUUGAAAAUCCAGCUUUCAGACCAGACGGCCUGAAAAUCUACCCGACCUUGGUAAUUCGUGGCACAGGUUUAUAUGAACUGUGGAAGACUGGACGGUACAAAAGCUACCCUCCAAAUACUCUAGUUGAUUUGGUGGCUACAAUACUCUCACUUGUCCCUCCCUGGGUGCGUGUGUAUAGAGUACAGAGGGAUAUUCCCAUGCCGCUGGUAAGUUCUGGUGUAGAACAUGGAAACCUAAGGGAGCUUGCUUUGGCACGUAUGAAAGAUUUGGGUACAGAGUGCAGAGAUGUACGAACUCGGGAAGUUGGUAUUCAAGAAAUCCACCACAAAGUUCGCCCAUAUGAGGUGGAGCUGAUCAGACGUGAUUAUGUAGCAAACGGAGGUUGGGAAACAUUUCUCUCUUAUGAAGACCCAGAGCAAGACAUCUUGGUUGGCCUACUUCGCCUAAGAAAAUGCUCGGACCAAACCUUCAGGCCAGAGUUGGUGGGUGGAGUGUCGAUAGUACGUGAACUUCACGUGUACGGUUCGGUAGUUCCAGUGAGUUCUCGUGACCCAACCAAAUUUCAGCAUCAGGGCUUUGGCAUGUUACUGAUGGAAGAAGCUGAGAGGAUUGCUAAGGAAGAGCAUGGAUCUCAUAAGAUUUCUGUAAUCUCAGGCGUUGGUACUCGUAAUUAUUAUAGAAAGCUUGGGUAUGAACUUGAGGGGCCAUAUAUGUCUAAAUCUCUUAUCUGCUAAUACAGUAUACAAAGUAUUCUCAUUCGUGUGAUUAAAACAUUUAUACCUCUAUGGGAUGAAUUGCAUUCUGCAAAAGAAGUGGUUUGAAAGCAGAAUUGUUAAUACAGAAAACUUCCUUAGCUGUGGUAUAAUAAAAAUGGAAUAUGAACAUACAGAUUUUUUACAGUACCUAGAAGAUAUUAAUUACUAUUACUCAAUAAUAAAGAUAUGGUAUAACUUGUCAGAGGUGUGUUAUCAAUUGCUGUUAGUUCUAACAAAAAUUCUACUUAUGAUAUAUAACUGAAGUUUUCAUUUGUUGCUUACAAUUAAAGAUAACAUUUUAAUUUAAGUUGAUAAAUUAGACUAAAUACAUUUUGAUAAUGAAUAACUACAAGUUAUCCAUUGUUUUAUUUUGUAAAGUUAAUUUUGUUUGUGUUAAAAAAAACAGCAUUUUCAAUGCAGACUUGAAAUAUUUUAAAGGUGUAAUUUCAUAAGGAUUCACAAUGGUUCCAUGGCAAAAUAUAUACACUUUAUAUACAAAAUAUAUACACUAUACAAAAUAUAUACAAAUGCACUUUCCUAAGGUUUAAAAUUACAGUAGAGUACAGUAUUUGUAACCUCUCUUCUAUUUACGACCGAGCCACCUUUUAUAUUAUGUUCUUCAUUGCUAGGGGUUUGUAUUUCUGGAUGGGUUUACUUGUAAACCUGCCCCCUAAUUGAGUGUGUGCUGAUUUAAUCACACAUUAUAAAUCUAAAUCUUAGACAAACUCGCAUUUAUUAUAUUAUUUUAGAACAAUAAAUAUUACUACAGCACAUGA